GAAGACGCAGGUGGGCGAAUGACCUCGCGAGGCUCGCGCGCACCUUCACAGAAGAAGAAAACGUCACGCGGAGUGCGGCCGCGUCCUGCCCCGCUGGAACCUCUGGAGAAGCCCAGCCCCCGGUCGCGCCAUGGAGGAGAGCCCCUUCGCCGCCAGGGACUUCGUGGUGGAGAGCGUCCUCGGCUACUUGGAGACCGAGGAGCUCUUCACGUGCGCCGAGGUGAACCGGCUGUGGCAGUCGGUCGCCCUGUCCCUGCUGCGCAGGAAGCUGGUCUCGGUCUCCGUCUGCUGCACGCCGGACUCGGAGCGGGCUGCCCUCGCCUCAGCACUGGGCAGCUCGCACGUGUGCGUUGACAUCUUCUGCUCCAAGUUUUCGCGCUUCCGAAACAUCGCGCGCAUGGCAGGACUGCGACCGUCGCUGGUGUUCCUCUCCCACCACGUCGACCUCGGUGAGGACAAGCGAGUGGUGGAGCGCCUGCGCGAGUUCCUGCCCGCGGACUCCGUCGUCGUGUACUUCAAGCUGGAGCUCGUCCCAACAGUGAACGACGCCGAGGACGCCAUGCACGAGGGCAUCUUCGGCGAGUUCCUGUUCCGCGUCGAGGACGACGUGUCCGCCAAGGCGCCAGCCACCACCUCCGAAGAGGCCGAUGACCAGCCGUGGCAACAACCGGAUGGCGCCAUCCCCGGGCCGUCGUCUUCGACAUCUGGCUCGAGCCGCGAGUGGUGGCGACCACGGGUCCAAGGCGAGCAGUCCGCACCGCCACCGGGCCUCGCUGCAGACCUGCCCGGCCCGUCCACCGCUGUGGCACCGCUGCGCCCGUGGCCUCGGCGUCCGCGCCUGGCGCCGGGCGGCGAGCGAGGUGCGUUGUUUCGCAACGUGCUCCCGGGCGUGCUCGUGUUCCAGGCGCUGCACGCGACCGCGGCCAACAUCGAGGGCAACGCGGUCACCUCGUACUUCACGGAGGAGGCCACCGGCAGGACCGUGCAGGUGACGUCGGCGGCUGUCUUCAGCGUCAUGCCGAGCAGCCAGCUGGAGCCGCUCAUGCGCCGGCUGAGCGAGGAGUUCGGCUCGACCGACGACGCCAUCGCCGUGGUGUUCCCGCGCAACCAGGACGAGGUGCUCGGCGAGCUCGAGGCGUUCGAGCGCCACUUCCCCUCGGUGCCGGCGCUGGCGAACCAGGCCACCGAGUUCAACGUGGACGGCCAGUACGCGCCCAUGAGCAGGCUCAAGAUGAUCCUGCUGCUCAUCAAGCUGCUCGACUGAGCCCGCUGAGUGGUGUACGUCCGGGCUGUGAGAUCUCGGUAUCGCAAGUGGGACAGAGCUUCGUCACCAGACCCUACGCCGCCCUGGGACCACGCCGUCUGAAUUGUAUAUAAUAUGCAAAUUAGAGGUUGCCAUAAAGGGAACCGCGCAUCAGCGACGUUCGAUCGAUUGUUUGCCUACUUAACAAAUUCGCAGAUACGUUAUACUUUUGCGAGAAUUUCGCAUGUGUGUGGUUAAAGAGGUGUACUCUGUUUUAGUAACUGUGCUUUCAAAUACGGGUCAGUUGAACCAGUCAUGGCGACGUCCGCGGAAGCGUUCUUGGGUCGAAGUUCAACCUAUCACGCUUGUCUUACGAUGUUCUGAGAGACGCCCGUUUCCUGCAGCUGUCAGUCCAGGGCUCUCAGUUCAUGUCCAUGAAAAUGUUGACGUGGAAUUUAUUACGUUCGCGUUUUAAUGGUGUGAACGUCCGUUUCACACAGCUGACACGGGAUGCUGGUUGUACGUCCGUUUGGAAGGCAGUGCACCAACCAGAUUUUUCGGAGAGUCUUCGUCAACUGUCUUGUUCGUUACAGUGGCGCAGUUAGUGUUAGCUGUGCUCUUGCAUAUUGUUCUCUGGCGGAAUAAAGUCGUUGAUGUUGGCAAGUGCACGUUGGGUAUGGUCCUGUAGACAGGGGAAGGUUACGUGUGUGCAAGAGCUCGUUCAGCAAGAUUAACAUAGAAAAAAAAAACCUUGGCAACCUGGCUUAUGUUCAGUAAAUAAGUAGAUUCUUGCACGAAGCAUGCGAAUGGCGUGGACUGUCUAGUCAACGCUUCAGACAGUAUAUAUCUCACUUCAGAACUAGGCUGUCUCCAGGGACUUUUUUUUUUGCCUCAGAAUCUCGGAUAAAAGAUUUUGCGCUUACUGCUGACUCGUUCUUGCUCAGUUUUUCGGCAAGAUUGCAUUUUUGACGCUGAUGAUUCAAUGUAACGCAUGACACUGUCACUUGAAUUAUUUUUUAUAGAAAAGGAAAAAAAGCCAAGUUACCUUUGUCGGCGCCUCCCGUAGGCACCUCCUGAGCGGUAAUAAAAAAGAAUAAAAUGAAUUCGAAGGGAAUGUAAGAAUUUCGGAAAAGAAUGAGAUUCGUAGCAACUUUAACCAUGCCGUAGCACCGGAAUAAUCUUGUUCUUGCGUUGUACCAGAAGGUAAAAUUCCUUCUGCAGUCGAAUACGUGGCAGUACUCCUUAAAUGCUGCCUGUAUUCUCGCUACAGUGUUUGGCGUUAGAAAGCGUACGCAGAUUUCCCUUUGCCUGUUCUCUUUCUCAUUUAACUUCGCCAUGCAUUGUCAACUAGGUCAAGUAAGCAUUCUGGUGAAACGUGUGUCAAGUGUCGCCACCGCCUUCGCCUUGGACUAGGGCACCAACCCUGUGAUUGCAGACAGAAGAAUCCAUCAGAAGAUGGAAGACGCCGUCUGAAGCCGCGAAG
Molecule: messenger RNA, 2726 nt
Organism: Dermacentor albipictus
Lineage: Eukaryota; Metazoa; Arthropoda; Arachnida; Ixodida; Ixodidae
Source: RefSeq, a predicted model, not a curated record